AUGCUGGGGACAGGAACCUUUACAAGAAUCGUUCAUACAAGGACGACUGGACAGAGUUUUAGUCUGGUCUUUCCUCCAUCUUUUUGCACUACCAGGGGGCAUCUAACCAACUGUGUUAGACGUUUCACAAUCUCUGUCUCAAGAAGUUUCCCCUUAUCUUGUCAUCUAAAGUUGCACUGUAAAUCUUCACCUUUUUCGUCGUCACAGCAUUAUAGGACAAUGAGUUCCAGCUUGCCAAGAACGUUAAACAGUUUAAAUGAUGCUUUUUCAGACCCGAAUAAAGCACGGGUUGUAAAGCAGCUAGGGUUGAUGAAGCCUCGCAAGUCAUGGUUAGCAAGCUGUACAGAGGAGGCGGCAGUAUUUGUGCCUCUGUGCCUUGUGGACUCUGUUCCUUCAGUUCUCUUUACUCUACGCUCAAGUCAGUUGAAUAGCCACAGAGGAGAAGUCAGGUUAGGCUCUAUUUUAUUACUUAUUCAGCCCACUUGCAACUUAUCCUAAACGCCUGGACACGUAAGCUGGGCUGGGCUCACUUUGCCAAGAUAACUUUUAUCCCGCUAUCAGGUGAAGCGAGCCAGCCCAGAACCAUGACGCUUAGGGAACGCGUCCAAAUAUCGGUAGGGAACCCGAUCAUGGGAAACGGACCCGAUUAAUUUUCCGAUUGAUCGGAAUCGGUACCGAUCUAUAGGCACCAGUUGCCGUUUCCGAUUACGAUAAAAACUUUGCCGAUUCAAUCGGAGCCAGUUGACAUUCCGAUGUUCAUAUGUGUCAUCGUCAUAUUAUUUUAUCUGAUAUGUAAAAUGAAGCGUGUCACGAAACCAAAUAAUGAAAGAGUCGUUUCACUCCAAAGUAAUUUCAAUCGACUGUACCUUUUUCCUACUCCAUAACAAAUAGCAGUAUUGUAUGUUCCUGCAUGUUGUGUUUCGAGUUUGUUGAUUUGAUGCGUGCCUAUACACCUGAUUUUCGGCGUUUUGCAGAGGUAUUUCCUUCAGUCGAUCGCAAACACCACGCUGCUCCAUAACAUUUAUUAUGAAAAUUAAAAGGAGUCAAAUAUUACGACGCAAAACACCACUGUUCUUCGUUGAUAAAUAGCAAACAAAACACCUUACUGAGUAGUGUGUUCUUUACUCGAUACUUUCUAACAAUGCAAUCCAAAAACACAACCGGAACUCACUUUCUCGAAACACAACUGGAUUCAUAGACUUGUUACAAGUAGACCUCAACGAGUUUCCUAGCGAGCGGAGCGAGAGCAAAACCAUGGAUAAUAUAAAACCACGGGAUAAACUUUUACGAAAAUUGGCGUCUUUCAUUCAACGAUCCUAAACGCAAGGUGUAACGCGAUCUGCGGCAAAAAAUACCGACCAAUUAGAUUGCGGCCUCAGAUUGUCUUCGGGGAAUUAGCAACAAGAACUGAAAGAUUCCCACACUCGCGAGUCACGGAAGACACGGAACGAAGUUUCAUACAGGAGCUACCAAAGAGAGAAUGGCUUAGCGACUUUGCUGUAUGUUCUGUGAGCUUGAGCAUGGUGCCACGUGAAAUUGCUUUCCACUCUCAGCACUUAGAAAAAUUUGCGCUUGACUCUAGGUGGCUGACUUUUUGACAAAAAUCAGAACCUUUUUUACCGGAGUGUUCAACUAAAGAAACUGUGCAUACAUCCGGUAAGUUCGACCCAAUUUAAUAGCGGAAAGAGAAUCGAGAAAGAGAAAACCAGUUGAACGCCUCCAUCAGUCACUUUUUUGAGUUCAUAUGCAACCAAUAAACAACUUGCAGCCUGAUUCUCAGACGAUGUCCUCUUCUCUCCUGUGGCAAUUUAGCAGUUAAAGUACACAACAUGGUAACAACAUUUGCAUUUUGGUCGUGGAUGUUCUUACUUCUUUCUAUGUUUUUCGUUUACAGUCCUUAACUGUUUAUUUCUCCAAAGAUUCCUAUAAUCAUGCGUUUUGGGUUCCGGUUAGCACAGGCUCGAGCUAUUUUAAAAUUAUCAUUUUGAGAUCGUACACUUGCAAUGUACAUUGCGGCGUCUUUUACUCAAAAGAUGCUCUUCAGCGUUGUUGAAUGACCUGCUGUUUCUUCUCGUGCCCAUUUUGAUACACAAAUUUAAUAUUUUCUGGUCAUACUCUGUCAUAGGAAAUAUAAACAAAAUGUCGAAACUGUGACGUUAAAUUUCGGUUCAAACAAGACACAUUUCAAUUUUAUAAGAAAGAUAAGGUUAUAAAAAACAACAUUCACGCUUUUGCUUUUGCUUUUGUGACGGGUUAUUUGAGCUGCCAGAUAUUUUCGAUGACCUUUGUUAAUUGGCCCGAUAAAGACUUGAGACCCGUUGCCGAUUCCGUUUCAUUCGGCACCGAUAAAAUCGGGUCCGACCUUCAACAGAAUCGGAAAAAAUCGGUGCCCAAUUGAUCGGCAUCGGUGUGACCCGAUGCCGAUAUUUGGACGGGUUCCCUUACAGACAGACUGAAAAAGCAGUGUUUUGUAAAACCCAUAGUCCUGCAAGUCACUGGUCUGGUUUGCCUGGCUAGCCUAGCCUGAGAAAACAGCUGGCGACAUUCCAUGAUUCUGCCAACUGUUUUCCUAUAAACUGAUAUCUAAGGAACAAGUGAAGAAGUCCGGGGGGAGGGGGGACUCUUUUAUAUAAGCCAUAUAGGUAUGUACCACCCCAACGGGUAGGGUUUUUGGGCGUUUUUGGUCUGAAAACAGGUAUACACUUUGCUUAUUUUGGUCUGGAGUUGGGUAGGAUUUUUGAGAGAACUACAGGAGCGCAUGAAUGUAGUUAUUGUUUCAACUCCAAAUGAAUAAGAAUGAAAUAGAAAACUGCGAAUUCGAAAUGCAUUUGAAGAAUUUUUUUGUUUGCACUCUAAUCUAUUAAAGUGAUGAUGACAUAAUUUCUUUUUAAAGGCCAGGUCUGAAAACGGGUAUGGCUUUUAUAGGUCUGGUCUGAAAAUGACAUUUUUCUGAUUUUUUGGUCUUAAACAGGGUCAGGAUUUGGAGAACCAAGCAGCACAGCCCCACUAAGAAUUCCCAGAAGUACCCCUGCCCCCCUAGGUGCAGAAGUCACUUCCCUGACCUGGAUAUUGCUUCUGGUUUGCUGCCACAUAAUCACAAAGUUGAUGGGUUUUUUUGCAUUUGAUUAACAUGCCAAGAUCUUGACAAUUGGAGCAAAUCCAGGCUUGUGUAAUCAGCCCCUAGGUCUUGUUUUUCCUAGAUGAAAAAUGAGGGGUCUCUCAGUGCUCUGAACCUAUGAAAUACAGGGUAUCCAGCUAAUGAAUUCUAUGAAAAAACUCAGAUUUUCUGGUUGCCUGGGAUCAAUUUACUGUUAGGCACCAGGUGUGACUGGGCACUGCAGGAGCAGAACCUUAAACUUACUUUGGUGACUGGACUUUGAAUAGCAUUUAAGUAAAAGCACACACCAGCCAUGAGGCUGAUAGAGCCAGAACUUAACUUUCAGUUUCUGUAGGAUAAAGCACCUACAUAUGUCACCAAUACCCAUUUUUAAUAAACCUGGGUGAAUAAGACCUUUUUUUUAAGUUACGGUUCGUAAAAGGGGCAACAAAAAUGUGCAACUUGUUUUGCCAUGUUGCAGUAGAAUGGAAGCAGUGUUGCACAUAAUUUUUACCUCACACAUUCAAACCUGUCUUGCAACAAAUCAGCUUGUUGCAAGCUUGAAACAAGAUAUGUAUUAAUUAAUUAUAUAAUUAAUAUAUUAUAUAUUAAUUUUUUUUAGCUUUCCUGGAGGAAAGAAAGAUCCUGAAGACUCAAGUUUAAUAGUGACGGCUAUCAGGGAAAUGGAUGAGGAAUUAGGGUUGGACAGAAGGCACGUGGAAGUCUGGGCUCCGAUGCCAACGAUGCCUGAUCGAGUAAGGCAUUGUCUGUCAAAAAUUAGUUAAUCUAAUAGUUGCUUAAUCUAAGUCCUCAGGUACAUUACACUGUACAUUACAACGUAAUGUUUAAAAGAAGAAAAGAGAGGAACUUGCUAUUAUUGAUUUUAGUCACUUUUGUUAAGAAAUCUGAUCUUCUCACUUGAAAAGAAAAAUAUUAAUUUUUUUGGACAAUAUAAUGUAUGCCCAAACAUCUGAUUUGUAAGAGUAACAUAAAAUGACAAGUAAUUCUCAGCCCUGUCUUCUCCUCCCAAUAAACAAUACAAUUAGAGAACAGGUGAGAAUUUUUAAAAGAAAAACUCAGAGAAAUAUUCUUCAAUCCAAUUUAAAUCGAUCGUGGUUUGUUUUAAUACUUGUAUUAUUUUGUUGAUAGCUUGGUAAAACUGCAAUCACACCUGUUCUUGGGUUUAUUGGAGAAAUUGAUGUCACUUCACUUCAACUAAAUCCACAUGAGGUAGGUGAAUUAUGUGUUGUUUGAUCUUGGUCCUUAAGGUCCAUUCUUUUUCAAGAUAGCUGGAUUAUAAAAUUACCAUUUCAAUUGCUUUACCCUAGGUUGCUUCAGUGUUCACACUUACCUUGGAUCAUGUGUGCAGCACUAACAAUCAAAGAUACACUAAACACAAACACCUUGGAGUAACAAUCAUGAAGAGACCAGUGUUUAUUAAUGGCCCCCACAGAAUCUGGGGUCUUACAGCUAUUGUCCUGGACUUUGUAAUGGAAGUUUUGUGUCCAGAGUUUUAUCACAGGAUAUUUCAAAUUAAAGGACAUGGCCUGGGAUAAAUUACCUCUCCUUAGUGAUCAGAACUAUAGCAUUCAAAAAAAAUAAUUUUUUUUAAAGGUCAUUAAAAAUGUUGAUGCCAUUGAGCUAAAGAGACCUUCAUUGAUGAUGUAAUGUAGUGUCUUACAUUUGAAUACUCUGAGAAUCUUGCCAUAUCUUAGAUGUGCAUAGCACACUGUGUAGUGAUCCUUGUAAUAUUGACAUCUGGCUGUCCCCUCCUUGGCGUGGCAUUUUUAAUGACAGACAUUAUGUUUCUAUUUGUUUAUGAGGGUGCCUCUAUAAUAAUAUUGCAAUAAAUUAGUGUGUGUCAUUAUUUAUAAAUCGUUGACACACAAAAAAAAGGCAUAAAAAUUCAUAAGAAUGAGUGGAUCAUAUGUUGGGGGGGGGGGGGGGGGGGGGGGGGGGGGGGGGGUAAAUUUGUUUAUUUUAUAUGUGGGUUGACCUAAUAAAAUAAAUAAAAUAAAUAUUUUUGUUUUUUUUAUUUAAAGAAGAGAAAAAAAAAAAAAAAAAAAAAAAAAAAAAAAAAAAGUGGGGUGUUGGGUGGGGGGGGGGGGGGGGGGGGUGGAAGUGGGAGGUAGAGUUAGAAUUAGAAGAAGAGAAUGGACUAUGGCUAUCCACCUAACAAAUCAGUACAGAUCCAGUAGAUAAGUAUUAUGGAAACCCCAUAAUGAUAGCAUUAUCCACCUUUUGAAUGCCUGGGGUCUUAUGAGUUCCACAUAACUUAUGCCGCCAUAUCUCUGUCCGUGCAGGUGGAUUCAGUUUUUACUCUUCCUUUGAUGCAUUUGUGUAAUCCAGUCAAUUAUGGCUACACCCAGUUUACUUCAAGCGCUAUCUUACCAGUCUUUAUCAAUGGACCUCACAGGGUAUGGGGACUAACUUCAGUUAUUCUAGAGCAAGCUCUGUUGCUUCUGGUUCCAGAGUAUUACCCACAACAAUUUUGGAAAUUUGCAUUCAAACCACUGUUAGCUAAAAUUUAA
Porites evermanni is the source of this 5628-nucleotide messenger RNA. The record is from the annotation of a GenBank genome assembly. Lineage: Eukaryota; Metazoa; Cnidaria; Anthozoa; Scleractinia; Poritidae.